Messenger RNA from Acanthoscelides obtectus, 863 nucleotides. Lineage: Eukaryota; Metazoa; Arthropoda; Insecta; Coleoptera; Chrysomelidae. The record is from the annotation of a GenBank genome assembly.
UCUACCAAUUUUUUUUAAUCUAAUGCAAAAUUUAACGAACAACAUAAUCCAAGAAUAGUAAAUUCUUCAAAAUAAAGUCAUUUCAACAGCAUUUUCACUCAGCUGCAUACGUUUUUUAGUUUCGUCUAUGCAAUAAUUCCAAAAUCUACUGAAAAGCUUAAGCAAUUCUACCGAAAAUAGAUCGAUUACAUCAGGCAACACUGCAUGACUGCAUCUGUCAGUUCAAAUUUUUUGGUUAGGUUUGUGGGUUAGAUGUUAGGUGUUGCGAUUGUCAAGAGUUUAUGAGAAGAGAUCACGAAGGGAAGAAAAAGAAAACGCAGACAGCAGCUAUCCAAAUAUCAAAUAACAACUUCAUAGCCUUCAGUUUGUAAUAAAUAUGUUACAGUCAAUUCGCAACUUCAUCAGCUAUUGGUACUUCAGGUAUUUAUUGGUUACCGAGCUUUACAUGGUAGAAAAAUGGGAGAGGACGAUGUUUCAUAUUGUCUUGUUCAUAGUAUUAUCAGUACUCUACAUUUUCAACACAACGAUAAUGCUGAGUCUGGUUAAAUUGUUGACAAGCAACCUGUUUCAUGGAGGUGAUACACUACAACGUGAUAAACUGGUGCCUGUUAUGCAAAAUUCCGAACUGUGAUGAUAACUUAGGGCCUAUUUAUGCACCUGAUUUGUGCCAACAAUGUCAGUGAACAAUGUUUGACAUACUAGUGUCAUGUUGAUCACAUUUAGAGAAUAAGACAACUAUAUAUCAAGCACUGUUGAAGAACAUUGUAGCUCUUCAGGAACCUCCUGCAUCCAUGGCCCUCUUUUUAUACCUAAAGAUAAGUUUUUUUUCGUCAUCAGAAUGCAUUGUCUCCCAGUAAAAAGCC